Dacryopinax primogenitus is the source of this 1392-nucleotide messenger RNA. Its product is annotated as calcium-dependent phosphotriesterase. Bases 1 to 1269 code for a protein of 422 amino acids. The record is from RefSeq and is a predicted model, not a curated record. The transcript has 3 exons. NCBI's taxonomy places the organism in Eukaryota, Fungi, Basidiomycota, Dacrymycetes, Dacrymycetales, Dacrymycetaceae.
AUGUCACGCACUGCAACCCACCUAUUACGACUCCUGAUCUUUAGUAUCCUCGUCGCCCUUUCCUAUCGACUCUACAACGGCUAUCACCUCCUCGUCCCCAUCUAUCCCCUUCCCAUCUCCUACUUCCAUUUCCCUGCAUCCACCUCCCAGUCCACCUCCCAGCUCCCACUCAGCACCAGCACCACCGGCCAAUGCCACAGGAUUAACGCGCCUUCUGGUCAGCUGGCCUACUGCGAAGACCUGGAGGAAUGGCACUCCCUCUCGGGUGACAGGCUCGGCCUGCUCGCGAGCUGCGACCCCAGCCGCAGGGGGUGGAAUACAGUGAUGGGGCCGCUCCGUGAUCCUAACCCGAGAGGUUCGGUGUGGCUUGUUGAUCCUUCGACUGAAGAAUCGGUGCAAUUACCCCUUGUAGGCUAUCCAGAAGGACACGAUUUCCACCCUUUGGGCAUCUCCGUACUUCCUUCCGCGCCAGGGGAACCGACCACACUCUUCGCCGUUAACCAUGGGAGGCACAACUCCACUAUCGAGGUAUUCAGGCUCUCGUCCCCGUCCAGCGGCUCCCCGCAACUGGAAUACGUUCGCACGCUCACUCAUCGCCGCAUUCUCUCCCCGAACGCGGUCGUCGCAAUCAGCCCGAGCACAGUCCUGAUGUCACAGGAUCAUACAUUCACACGCCGCCUCCCUCCUCCUUUAGGGAACACGCUUCCUAUGCUGGAAUCUGUUCUCGCUCUCCCAGGAGGUAGUGUCGACGUUCUCCAAUUCCAGCCUUCCUCCCCACAAGCCGCAGGAACAUUCACGACGCCAACAUUCACGAGCGCCGUCCCCCACUUCCCAUUCGCGAACGGCCUAGCAUACUCGCCGCUAACACAGACCCUCGCGGUUGCCUCAUCCUCCAAGGCCGCAGUGUAUAUGUACGACCUCCCCCUGGCGAGUAGCGUGCUCCUCCUCCCGCUCCGACACAAAUCCACCACCCCGGUCCCGUUCUCACCUGACAACCUCUCCUUCUCAUCCUCCGGCACGCUCUACGCAUCGGGUCACCCGAACUUCCCCGCUAUUAUCAGGCACGCCAAGAGCGCGAGCUCAAGGGCGGGCAGCUGGGUCGUCUCCAUCUCCCAGGAUGGGGAGACGAGAACGGUAUUCCAGAGUGCUGGUGGGCCGGAGGAAGAAGCAUGGAAUGCGAGCACGACAGCUAUCGCGGAUGAAGAACAUGGGAAGGUGUGGAUCUCCGGCUUGUAUGGGGAGGGUAUCCUCGCCUGCGGCCCGGCAUGAUCAAUUGUAUUAUCGUAUCUUUUGACCGUCUUGACGAUCUUGUCAAUAUUUGUGGCAAUUCUUGUACAGUUUGAUAGGUUGUUUUUGAGUCUUGGCACAUAAUUAGAUACCCUAUUCUUGCCU